AUGGAGACCGAUUUGAAGGACUUUCUGAAGGGCAACGGCGAGGGAGACCACGAGACCCGCCACGCAGAGGAGAUGUCGCGCACAAACGUCAAGGCGGAGGAGAUGAUGAACAUGGACCUUAGCCUGGACCUGUCGCUCGGCGGCCGGUUCGGGCUACAGAGGAAGAGCGGCGCGAGGCUCGGGUCGUCGUCGUCGGCCGCGUCCGUCCUGGCGCUGGCGCCAACCAACGCGGGCACGGCUGACUACCUGAACCUUCUGCAGGGGAGCGGGAGCCAGUCCCAUGAAGGGGACACCCUCACGAAGUCAAUCUCACUCCCUGCUCGAGUUUCCAAUGCGUGGAGAAAGACAAAGGCAGCCCAGAUGCGGCAGAGGCUCAGGGAGAUCAAGAAGAAGAACUCGUCCAGUGUCUCCAAAGGGGCAGCUGGAGAGAUACCAGGGAGUAGCAAGAGCAUGGAGACCAUGCUUACGGAGGAUGAGAUGCCGGGUGUGUCCACCACGGGGCUCCCCUGGAAUGUCGAAGGCUUCCUAUACAAUUACAUGACAGGCCCCGUGGUGAUCGUCUGCGUGUGCCAUGGUUCGUUCAUGAGUCCGGAGGAAUUUAUGAAGCAUGCUGGAGCUGUCAACGUCCAGAACCCAACGCAGCACAUCGUGAUGAAAAACAUAGUCUAG
This is a messenger RNA of Brachypodium distachyon (stiff brome), 669 nucleotides long. Its product is annotated as ninja-family protein MODD-like. The transcript has 2 exons. NCBI's taxonomy places the organism in Eukaryota, Viridiplantae, Streptophyta, Magnoliopsida, Poales, Poaceae. The coding region runs from base 1 to 669 and encodes 222 amino acids. The record is from RefSeq and is a predicted model, not a curated record. Gene Ontology annotation, biological process: signal transduction.